AUAGUCUGCUCCCAUUUUUCCUGGUUUGUCAGUGGUGUUGAUGUGUGGGACAAAAGCCAGGAUGAAGCUUGUGUUUCUGGUAACAUUUAUUGUGCUGGUGCUUUGCUACCUGGACAAAGUGGAGUCAUCUGCCUAUGACAAGAUUUUGUUUCACAGCCGCAUCAGGGCCAAAAAACAGGGGCCCAAUGUGUGUGCCCUCCAGCAGGUAGCUGGGACCAAAAAGACAUAUUUCAGCACAUGCAGGAACUGGUACCAAAAAACCAUCUGCAAAAGGCCAACGGAUGUAUUAUAUGAAUGCUGUCCUGGUUAUAUGAAGUUGGAGGGGAUGCGUGGUUGCCCUGCAGCUGUCCCAAUUGACACCGUCUAUGGCACGCUGCGUGUGCUGAAACUGGAUGUCACGCAGCGUUAUUCUGACCUGUCCAAUAUCAGAGAGGAAAUUGAUGGAUCUGGUGCCUAUACCUUGUUUGCUCCUAGCGAUGAUGCCUGGAAACAAUUAGAUGUUACUGCUAGAAAUGCCCUUGAGAUCAAUGCACGGACAGAGCUGUACAACACUUUGCGCUACCAUAUUGUCAGCAAACGUUUCCUUACCAAAGACCUGAAGAAUGACAUGACCCUGAAGUCCAUGUACAACCAGCAGGGACUGCAUAUCAACCACUAUUCUAAUGGAGUUGUGACAGUUAACUGUGCCAGGAUCAUUCAUGCCAACCAGGUGUCCACAAAUGGGGUUGUACAUGUAAUUGACCGUGUCAUCAGUGCAGUGGGAAACAGCAUCAAGGACGUGAUUGAAAGCAAUGAGGAGCUCACCUUAUUGAGUGAGACUGCUAAUAUGGAACCAAGCUUAUUAGAAAGACUCAGCAAGCCUGGACACUAUACGCUCUUUGCUCCAACCAACAAGGCUUUUGAACAAAUGGAGAACGGCGUUCUACAACGGAUCCUGAGUGAUAAUACUGUGCUCCAAGCCUUUUUAAAGUAUCACCUUCUGAGUUCAGUCCAGUGCUCAGAAGCCAUCAUGGCUGGUACUGUAUAUGAGACACUGGAGGGCAGUGCAAUUGAGAUUGGCUGCGAUGGCAACAGCCUCACCAUCAAUGGCAUUAAAAUGGUACUGAAGAAGGACAUCAUCACCAGCAAUGGAGUUAUUCAUCUUAUUGAUCAAGUGCUCAUACCUGACUCAGCUAAGCAGGUGACUGAACUGGUUGGUGAUUCCCAGCGAAUGUUUGGUGACAUGGUGUCUGAGAUGGGCUUUUCUGCAGCUAUGAAGCCUGAGACUGAGUACACACUCCUCGCCCCUCUGAACAGUGUCUUUACCAAUGAAAUAAUGACUUUGGACCAAAAACUGCUUAAGAUUAUUCUUGAAAACCACAUUCUGAAGGUCAGGAUUACCCUGAAUGACCUUUAUAAUGGUCAGCUGUUGGAGACCCUUGGAGGAAAGCUGCUUAGAGUCUUUAUUUACCGCACGGCUGUGUGUAUUGAGAAUGCCUGCAUGCUCCGUGGCAGUAAAGAGGGAAGCAACGGUGCUCUUCAUUUAAUGCGGUCAUUAAUCCGAUUGCCAGAGAAGACCAUGUUUGAGUUGCUGAAGGCUGAUGGCCGUUUCACAAUAUUCCUGAAGUUGAUGGAGAAAGCCGAACUGACCGAGAUGCUAAAGCAAGAUGGAACAUACACAAUUUUUGCUCCAACUGAUGAUGCCUUCAAGGAUAUUACAGAGGAUGACAUGAAACUUCUCACCAGUGAUGUGAACAUUUUGAGGACAAUCCUGCUCUACCAUUUCAGCAAUAGCAUCUUCAUUAAUGGAGGAAUUGAAGGUGGAGUGACCAACCUGCUCAAGACCAUUCAGGGCAACAAUCUGCAAGUGCUUUCUGUCAAUAACUCCAUUAAUGUGAACUCAGUUAAUGUGAAUUCUAAUGACCUCAUGGCCUCCAAUGGAGUGAUUCAUAUUGUGAAGAACUUGCUUUAUCCUGCAGAUCUACCAGUAGGCCGUGAGGAUCUGCUUUAUGUGCUGAGGAAGCUUAUACAGUACAUCAAGAUAAAGUUUGUUAAUGGAUACACCUACAAGGAGAUUCCCAUCACCUUCAUUAAGAGAUUGAUCACCACUCAUGUUAUUGAAACAGGCCCUAAAAUCCAGGUUAUUGACACUAAGCCUGUUAUUAACCAAAUCACCCAAGUAAUUGAAUCUGGCCCACAAGUGGAAACAGUGGUUGUGGAGGGAGAUCAUGUGAUCACUGAAUAUAAGCUCACUAAGAUGACUGAGCCUGUGGUGAAAGAAGUGUUAAUCGAAGGAAAGCCAAAGGUCACCACAGUUAGGAGAGUCAUUGAAGGGAAGCCAUCAGUUACAAAAGUUACACGGAUCAUUGGAACUGGUGGGGAAAUUGAUGCUGAAGGAGACAUUCAGAAGCUCCUUAGUGAAGGUGGUGGAGAAAUCACCACUGUUACCAAGGUGAUUAGGCCUGAUCCUCAUAUUAUUGAAGGACCAGACUUCUCAAGGAUCACAUCUUUCAAGCACAGCCCAGAGCUCAUUGAGGAGGAAUCAGGGAGAAUCACCAAAAUUAUCCAACAGGGUGGUUCUCAGAAAAGAGCAGCUUUCCGAAGAUCGCCAGGAAUGAAGAGACGAGCAAGGCCUGCUAGACAUCCAUCCAACCCCAAAAAGAAAGCCUAAAAAGACACCAGGAGUUGUUUCUUUAGGCUCUGUUAGAUUUCUUUUAUACUGACUGGCUUCAUUAAACAUUACGUUGAAAUAAAAUGGGCUUAAACUGGUAUCAGGGUAACUUGUGAGCACAUGUAGCUCCAUCCAAAAAUUUCCUUUAUAUGUGAGAAGUACUAGUGUUUACAGUUCACCUGCUGAAACCGGAUGUGCUAAUAACCUUGAUUUUACACAGUUCAUGCCUCCCAUAUGAAGCUUAUCUGCAUAUCAUUGAAAUGGUGCUUUUAAGAUCUAGAGGAAUUUUAAAACUAUCUUUAUAUAUACGAGAGUAUGUAUGGAGUGGUCAUGUAAGACAUGAUGUCUCACCUGUGCAUGUUUGCUACUUUGUGGUGCUGCAUUCACUCCUAUGAAUGUAGGUUUUACAUUUAAAAAAAUAGCAAAGAGCUGCCUAGUUUAAUGUCUCAUGCAUUUUAUUAUAAGUAUAUGCUGUCUACAUCAUUGUACAUUUAUGUGACUUGUGACUCAAUUCACUCGUUUGCUUUUUCAUAUGUUGCCUUGCCUGAAUAGUGUGUGUCAUUUAUGUGCACUCUUUAUUUUUAGUAGCAUUCUUCCCUUCAUUCCAUGGGAAUCCUACUCUAUCCAAAAUACCCAUUACCCUGUUUGAAAAAUUGCUUAAUAAAAUUGAAUCUAAAAUUUAAAA
Messenger RNA from Tachysurus fulvidraco (yellow catfish), 3335 nucleotides. RefSeq names its product periostin, osteoblast specific factor a (gene postna). Gene Ontology annotation, molecular function: protein binding. The record is from RefSeq and is a predicted model, not a curated record. The transcript has 23 exons. Lineage: Eukaryota; Metazoa; Chordata; Actinopteri; Siluriformes; Bagridae. Bases 41 to 2650 code for a protein of 869 amino acids.